AUGAUCCUCAACCGCCCCGGAAUCGCAUCCAUGUCCCUUGGGAAACCAUGGGUUCACAACCUCCCCGACAAACUACUCCAAGCCGCAGCCCACGGCUUCCAAGGCAUCGAGCUCUUCUUCGACGACCUCGACUGCUACGCCCACCGAGCCUUCAACGGCGACCACCUCGAGGCAGCCCAUCAAACACGCACCCUGUGCAACAACCUCGGCCUGACAAUAAUCUGUCUUCAACCAUUCUCAAUGUACGAGGGACUGCUCGACCGCGCCGAGUCAGACCGUUUGAUCAACGACAAACUACCCCGAUGGUUCCGUCUGGCGCGGGCGCUAGGAACCGACAUGAUCCAAGUCCCAUGUAACUUCCUAGGUCCUGAUCCCCAGACCGGAGCUGCACGGACAACGGGCGAUCGGACGGUGAUUGUGCGCGAUCUGCAGCGCUUGGCUGAUCUGGGCGCCGGGGCGGGAUUUCGGUUCGUGUACGAGGCCUUGUGCUGGGGGGAUCACGUCGACACGUGGGAAGCGUCAUGGGAGAUUGUGCGCGCGGUUGAUCGGUCGAACUUCGGCCUAUGUCUUGACUCCUUCAAUAUCGCGGGCCGGGUGUACGCAGACCCGUCGUCGGCCUCGGGUAAGACGCCCCAUGCUGCCGCAGACAUGGCUGCUUCGCUGCAGCGGCUUCGAGCCGCGCAGAUCGACCCGUCCAAGAUCUUCUACGUGCAACUCGUCGAUGGUGAACGACUUGCUUCGCCACUGGAUGCAAAUCAUCCGUUCCAUGUUGCGGGCCAACCGGCGCGCAUGAGCUGGUCUCGAAAUGCUCGUCUUUUCCCCUUUGAGGAGAGUCGCGGUGGUUACUUGCCUAUCUUGGACAUUGCAAGCGUGUUCUUUGAUGAUAUUGGCUUCCGGGGCUGGGUGUCUCUUGAGCUGUUCAGUCGGACCCUGGCUGAUCCCAGUCCGACGACACCUGCCGAUCAUGCGCGCCGAGGAAUCGAGUCUUAUAUCAAGAUGGGUCGUCUUCUUCAGUGGCAGGAUCAUGCGGUUACGGACAAAAUAGUUGAUUUGUCUUGUCAAAGUGUUGGCACAGAAGCGCCUUUGCAACAUCGGUUGUGA
Molecule: messenger RNA, 1101 nt
Organism: Penicillium diatomitis
Lineage: Eukaryota; Fungi; Ascomycota; Eurotiomycetes; Eurotiales; Aspergillaceae
Product: sugar phosphate isomerase/epimerase family protein
Exons: 1
Coding region: 1-1101 (366 amino acids)
Source: RefSeq, a predicted model, not a curated record